AUGGCAGUGGAGCAGUUGGACUUUGAGACAUCCCAGCAGCAUACAGUAGAGGAGGAUAAAGUGGCCAAGCAGCCCCAGAAGAGGUCCCGUGCUGCCUUCUCACAUUCCCAGGUGAUAGAGCUGGAGAGAAAGUUCUCCAGUCAGAAAUAUCUGUCAGCUCCAGAGAGAGCCCAGCUUGCCAAGAACCUGAAACUUACUGAGACCCAAGUGAAGAUCUGGUUCCAGAACCGGAGAUACAAAACAAAGAGGAAACAACUGGCCACUGACCUAGAGGAACUGGACAAGACCUCCUCUCUCCCCGUCCUGUGCCGUGAUGGAGAUCUGAGCCGGAACUCUCUCAUCAGCUUCUACCAGAACUAUCACUGUUACCCAUACCUGUACUACCUGGCAGGCUGGCAUCCACCACUGUGGUGA
Messenger RNA from Staurois parvus, 414 nucleotides. Lineage: Eukaryota; Metazoa; Chordata; Amphibia; Anura; Ranidae. The record is from the annotation of a GenBank genome assembly.